This is a messenger RNA of Maudiozyma saulgeensis, 993 nucleotides long. Lineage: Eukaryota; Fungi; Ascomycota; Saccharomycetes; Saccharomycetales; Saccharomycetaceae. The record is from the annotation of a GenBank genome assembly.
AUGGUUAGAGUUGCUAUUAACGGUUUCGGUAGAAUCGGUAGAUUAGUUAUGAGAAUUGCCUUAUCCAGAAAGUCUGUUGAGGUUGUUGCUAUUAACGAUCCAUUCAUCACCAAUGACUACGCUGCUUACAUGUUCAAGUACGACUCUACUCACGGUAGAUACGCUGGUGAAGUUACUUACGAUGAAAAGAACAUCAUCGUUGACGGUCACAAGAUUGCUGUUUACCAAGAAAGAGACCCAGCUAACCUACCAUGGGGUGCUUCCAACAUCGAUAUUGCUAUCGACUCCACCGGUGUCUUCAAGGAAUUAGACACUGCUCAAAAGCACAUUGACGCUGGUGCCAAGAAGGUUGUUAUCACUGCCCCAUCCGGUACCGCUCCAAUGUUCGUUAUGGGUGUUAACGAAACUGAAUACGCUGGUCAAAACAUUGUUUCCAACGCUUCCUGUACCACUAACUGUCUAGCUCCAUUAGCUAAGGUCAUCAACGAUGCUUUCGGUAUCGAAGAAGGUCUAAUGACUACUGUCCACUCUUUGACUGCUACUCAAAAGACUGUUGAUGGUCCAUCCCACAAGGACUGGAGAGGUGGUAGAACUGCUUCUGCUAACAUCAUCCCAUCCUCUACUGGUGCCGCUAAGGCCGUCGGUAAGGUCCUACCAGCUCUAAACGGUAAGCUAACCGGUAUGGCUUUCAGAGUCCCAACCGUCGAUGUCUCCGUUGUUGAUUUGACUGUUAAGCUAGCCAAGGAAACCACUUACGAUGAAAUUAAGAAGGUUGUCAAGGCUGCUUCUGAAAAGUCUAACGGUGUUCUAGGUUACACUGAAGAUGCCGUUGUCUCUUCUGACUUCCUAGGUGACUCUCACUCUUCCAUCUUCGAUGCUUCCGCUGGUAUCCAACUAUCUCCAAAGUUCGUCAAGCUUGUCUCUUGGUACGAUAACGAAUACGGUUACUCCACCAGAGUUGUCGACCUUGUUGAACACGUUGCUGCUAACUAA